UAGUGUACGCGUCGUUGACUUUGAAGUUUGGCACCGGAUGUGGGAGGCGUUCGUUCUACUUGCUCGAAGCUUGUAGGUGUCAGCAAAAGGGAGCACGGGCGGGUUGCUGGCGAGCAAAUAGUGGCCAGACGUCAACAUGAGCCCCACAGGUGAGGCGGUGUCGGGCGGCGAUGGCGGCGUGUUCCCGGUGAACCGCCUGCGAUGGGACCUGAGCGCAGAGCAGAUUCGGCAGGCGGCCGACAGGCUAAUGGAAGACACCAAGAGGGUUUACGACGCUGUGGGCGCUCUGGACCUGGACGCCGUCACCUUCCAGAACACCGUAAAGGCGCUGGCCGACGUGGAGGUGGACUACACGGUGGAGCGAAACACGCUGGACUUCCCUCAGCACGUUUCUCCCUGCAAGGACGUGCGAGCGGCCAGCACGCAAGCCGACAAACGUCUGUCUGAGUUUGACGUAGAGAUGAGCAUGAGGGAGGACGUCUACCUUAGGAUUGUGGCCUUGCAGGACAAGCUGGAGUGCGCCAGCCUGCCGCCCGUGUCACAGCGCUACAUGGAGCGCCUGCUGAAGUUGGGCCGGAGGAACGGGCUCCACCUUCCCAAAGACACGCAGGAGGAGAUCAAGAGUAUCAAGAAGACGCUGAGCACCUUGUGCAUCGACUUCAACAAAAACUUGAACGAGGACACCACCAGCCUGAGCUUCAGCAGGGACCAACUGGGUGGCCUGCCAGAAGACUUCCUGAGCUCGCUGGACAAAGAUGGAGAGAAUCUGAAGGUGACCCUGAAGUAUCCCCACUACUUUCCCACCAUGAAGAAGUGCUUUGUGCCGGAAACUCGAAGGAAGCUGGAGGAGGCCUUCAACUCGCGCUGCAAGGAGUAUAACUCUGCCAUCCUGAAGGAGAUGGUGGCCCUCCGCGCUCGGAAGAGUUCCCUCCUGGGUUUUGGGACCCACGCCGAUUUUGUGCUGGAGAUGAACAUGGUCAAGUCGGCCAAGCGGGUGGCCGUCUUCCUGGAGGAUCUGUCUCACAAACUGAAACCUUUGGGGGACCAGGAGCGCCAGCUCAUCCUCAAGCUGAAGGAGGAGGAGUGCCUCAAGCGGGCGCUGCACUUUGAUGGGCGACUGCACGCUUGGGACACACGCUACUUUAUGACGCAGGUGGAGGAGAGCCAGUACGCGGUGGACCAGAACCUCCUGAAGGAGUACUUCCCCAUGGAUGUAGUGACCCAGGGUUUGCUGGAUAUCUACCAGGAGCUCCUGGGUCUGACCUUUGAGCUGCUCCAGAGUGCCCCCGUCUGGCACCCCGACGUCAAGGUCUACGUUGUGAAGGACCGCAGCCAUGGCCAGGUGCUGGGACAGUUCUACCUGGACCUGUACCCCAGGGAGGGCAAGUACGGCCAUGCCGCGUGCUUCGGCCUCCAGCCCGGCUGCCUCCUGGCCGAUGGCCAUCGUCAGAUGUCGGUGGCUGCCAUGGUGGCCAACUUCAGCAAGCCCACGCCCGCCGCGCCCUCGCUGCUGCAGCACGAUGAGGUGGAGACCUACUUCCACGAGUUUGGACACGUCAUGCAUCAGCUGUGCGCACAGGCUGACUACGCCAUGUUCAGCGGCACUCACGUGGAGCGCGACUUUGUGGAGGCGCCAUCGCAGAUGUUGGAGAACUGGGUGUGGGAGAAGGAACCUCUGCGCAGGAUGUCCAGACACUAUCGCACGCAGCAGCCCAUCCCUGAGCAGCUCCUGGACAAACUCAUCAAGUCUCGCCUGGCCAACACCGGACUCUUCAACCUGAGACAAAUCGUGCUAGCAAAGGUUGAUCAGGCGCUGCAUACGCACAGCGGCCUGGACCCUGCCGAAGAGUACGCGCGACUUUGCCAGGAAGUGCUCGGAAUUCCCGCUUCUCCCGGCACCAACAUGCCGGCCACGUUCGGCCAUUUGUCCGACGGCUACGACGCGCAAUACUACGGCUACCUGUGGAGCGAGGUGUUCUCCAUGGACAUGUUUUACGCCCGCUUCAAACAGGAAGGAAUCAUGAACCCAGAGGUGGGCCUGGACUACAGGAAGUGCAUCCUGGGCCCAGGCGGCUCUGUGGACGCGGCAGACAUGUUGAAGAAGUUCCUGGGCCGCGAACCCAAACAAGAAGCGUUCCUCAUCAGCAAAGGGCUGCCUCUGGAUCUGGAGCCCGCGACGCCGUGUCCUUGCUGAGCAAAUAAAAGCAACACAAGUGCUCCUGUCACCGCA
This is a messenger RNA of Syngnathus acus (greater pipefish), 2230 nucleotides long. It is a transcript of the gene thop1, whose product is annotated as thimet oligopeptidase 1. The record is from RefSeq and is a predicted model, not a curated record. The transcript is spliced from 14 exons. Gene Ontology annotation, molecular function: metalloendopeptidase activity. Gene Ontology annotation, cellular component: mitochondrial intermembrane space. The coding region runs from base 137 to 2194 and encodes 685 amino acids. Gene Ontology annotation, biological process: proteolysis; peptide metabolic process. NCBI's taxonomy places the organism in Eukaryota, Metazoa, Chordata, Actinopteri, Syngnathiformes, Syngnathidae.